CCACCAUGUGUUGCUCUUCCACCAGGAUCAGUGUUUAUCAGCUGGGACUUUGUUCGUCAUGGUUCUGUUUGAGUUCAGUGAGUUCUGACUGUGCUCUGUCCCAGCUAUGGUUCCACAGGUCUGCGGUGCUGCAGUCCGGUUCUCAGUCGGGGUUCUUCCCUCCAGCAGAAGGCGUCAUGUUGCCGACAGGAAGCUUCAGCAACAGAGUGGCAUUCAUCACAGGAGGUGGGACGGGCCUGGGCCGUGCAAUGACCACCACGCUGUCACAGCUGGGAGCUCAGUGCGUCAUCGCCAGCAGGAAGUUGGAUGUUCUGCAGCAGACGGCCGAUGAGAUCAGCAGCCAGACUGGAAACAAGGUCCAUGUGGUUCAGUGUGAUGUCAGAGACCCUCAGGCCGUCUCUCGUUGUGUCGACCAGAUGGAGAGUCUGACAGGACUUCCUGAUGUGAUCAUCAACAAUGCAGCAGGAAACUUUGUGUGUCCAUCAGAACGUCUCUCACCCAACGGCUGGAAGAGCAUCACAGACAUCGUCCUGAAUGGGACGGCAUAUGUGACUCUGGAGCUGGGAAAGAGACUGAUCCAGAGUCAGAAAGGUCAGAGACUGAUCCAGAGUCAGAAAG
Molecule: messenger RNA, 618 nt
Organism: Paralichthys olivaceus (Japanese flounder)
Lineage: Eukaryota; Metazoa; Chordata; Actinopteri; Pleuronectiformes; Paralichthyidae
Source: RefSeq, a predicted model, not a curated record